Molecule: messenger RNA, 864 nt
Organism: Nicotiana attenuata
Lineage: Eukaryota; Viridiplantae; Streptophyta; Magnoliopsida; Solanales; Solanaceae
Product: protein ASPARTIC PROTEASE IN GUARD CELL 2-like
Exons: 3
Coding region: 1-864 (287 amino acids)
Biological process (GO): proteolysis
Molecular function (GO): aspartic-type endopeptidase activity
Source: RefSeq, a predicted model, not a curated record
AUGUCUUUUGAUAUAUCCAAGCUUCAAGAUCCUCCAAUGCCGUCUUAUUCUUUUAGUGUUUACCAUAUCGACGUCUUUGAAAAAUCAAAAUUCAAAGACUAUGACUCCGUGCUAACAAAUCGUCUUGCUCAAGAUCAUGCUAGAGCUACAUACUUGGCAUCAAAGUUCAAAUACCGCGAUACAGAAACAAAAAAAGACCCCGAUUUUCAAGAGAAGUAUGCGCACAAUACACAAGCUAGGAUUAAUUUUGGUUGUAGUAUUGACCAAAGAAGUGGUAGUCAAGAUUUCAGUGGUACAUUUUCUGGAAUUGCUGGACUUGGUCGAAGAGUUAGCACGAAAGCUAUAGGUGGAUAUUCUUUACCAUCUCAAUUAGGGUCGUCAAUAUUUGCAUUAUGUCUACCAAGUUCUACUUCGAUUGUGAUUAACGAUAAAGUUGUUCCAGUGGAUCCUUCGUGGUGGAAUAAUGGUAAUCAAGGUGUGAUCGUUGAUUCAGGGACACUGAUCUCUCGUUUUCCUCAUGAUUUUUAUAUUAUAUUUCGCGACGUUUUUAGACUUGAGGUUAAAGAUUAUGAAAUGGUUGAAGAUGGAGUUGGUCCAUUUGAUACAUGUUACAAAGAUGAUCCAUAUGGUGCUGAAGUAUAUUUCCCAGUUGUGAGGUUUUACUUUGGCAAUAUUUCUCCAAGUCAAGAGCUGAUGUUAGUACAAGAACGAGUUGUAAUACAAAAUGCAGGGUUUUAUUGCUUAGGUUUUUUUGGAUGGAAUCACAAUUUUUCAAUUAUAGGCACUAAUCAACUUCAAGGGACAGGAUUAACUUUUGAUACUAAGAAUAACGUUCUAACUUUCAGUGUAGAUGCUUGUGAUUAA